Molecule: messenger RNA, 3124 nt
Organism: Thunnus maccoyii (southern bluefin tuna)
Lineage: Eukaryota; Metazoa; Chordata; Actinopteri; Scombriformes; Scombridae
Product: tripartite motif-containing protein 16-like
Exons: 1
Coding region: 1280-2947 (555 amino acids)
Molecular function (GO): protein binding; zinc ion binding
Source: RefSeq, a predicted model, not a curated record
CACUCAUCUACACACUGCAUUCAUUAUUGACCUAGUUGACUAACAUUAUUAUUAUUAUAUUUUAUCUUAAGUUGACAAUAAAUGUCAUUUUAGAAGCUUUAAUCAUGUGUGAUUCCCUUUUUUGUCAAUGAGCCAGUUCAUGACAAAUGGGGACUCGUCCAAACUUGCCUGAGUGUGAAUAAUGACAGACUUUUCUUUGGUAAACUUAAUUCUUUGUAAAUUUGAGUCAAAUUGUCUUUUUGUGGGAUUAUUUGUUGGCUGUCUUGUUUAAAACCUCGGAUAUGUCGUGGUAUCCAUACAGCAUUUGUGUAGGUGUUAUAGCAGGCCUCUUGUUGCCGGUGUGGAGGCGUUUCACACAUGAAUCUGUAUAUUUUCAUCCUUGGAUUCAGGUUUUGGGGUAAGAAUCAUUUGGUGUAGUUGGGAGUAGAGGAGCAGCAUUUGUCCCCUGUUUUAGUUUUAUUUACUUAACUGUGUUUUGCCAGUUUUAAUUGAGGUACUAAUUCAGAGCCAUCUUUAAUAAGAACCACUCAGUGUUUAUUUAAACUUGAAGAUCUCUUAAUGUUUGCAUGUUACAAUUUCUGUUAAAUGAGGUUCUUUAAUGUUAUCAAAUUAAUGAGUGAAGUGGAGAACGACUGUAGUCGAUGUGUCCUGAUGCAAUAAACUACAUUCAUCUUCCUUGUAUGUGUGUGUGUGUGUGCUGAGUGAGAAUCUGCUGGCUGAAGGUAGCAGUGAAAACAUGGUGGAGUUUCACUGAUUUGGUCAUUCUCCCAAUAAGCAAGUGGAAUGGACACAGCAGAGUGGACAGACUGAUGCACUGAUAUUCAACAUGGUAAAAGCUGCAUAUAAUAGCUACGACGCCUGUGCUCUAAGUUGUCAGUCAGCUGUUUUUUUAACCAAUAAAUAGAAAUUGAUCUGAUUUUAAAUAAGAGUUACAGAAAUAUGGAGGCAUCACCAAACCCUGACAUACCAACAAGUAUUUCACAGCUAAAUGUAAAAGUGUUUUCAUAUGGUGAGCAGGUUUUAACUGAGACUUUACUGUAACUGAGGAAACAGUUUUAAUUCACAGUGCUGCUCCUCGUCCUGAUAACCGUCCCUGCCCCUUUAAACACAAGCUCCACUUCCUGGUUCCCUCCCCUUCAGAUCUACAGUUUGCAGAUGGGUGGAACCAACAUGUGAUGCAGUAUAAGAGCUGCAGGCUGCAUUCACUGCGGAAACACAUGUUGUUCAGAUCAGAGCUUAAACUUGUGCAACUUCUCAGUUGUUGCUACUGAGAGCAGACAUGGCGCAGAAAGGAGUCCAGCUGGACCAAGAAACCUUCUCUUGUUCGAUCUGUCUGGAUCUACUGAAGGAUCCGGUGGCUAUUCCCUGUGGACACAGCUACUGCAUGGGCUGUAUUAAAAGCUUCUGGGAUGGAGAGGAUCAGAAGAAGAUCUACAGCUGCCCUCAGUGCAGACAGGCCUUCACACCGAGGCCUGUCCUGGUGAAAAACACCAUGUUAGCAGCUUUAGUGGAGCAGCUGAAGAAGACUGGACUCCAAGCUGCUCCUGCUGAUCACUGCUAUGCUGGAGCUGAAGAUGUGGCCUGUGAUGUCUGCACUGGGAGGAAGCUGAAAGCCCUCAAGUCCUGUCUGCAGUGUCUGAUCUCUUACUGUGAGAAACACCUCCAGCCUCAUUAUGAUGUAGGUCCAUUAAAGAAACACAAGCUGGUCGACCCCUCGGAGAAGCUCCAGGAGAACAUCUGCUCUCGUCAUGAUGAGGUGAUGAAGAUGUUCUGUCGUACUGAUCAGCAGAGUAUCUGUUAUCUCUGCUCUGUGGAUGAACAUAAAGGCCAUGACACAGUCUCAGCUGCAGCAGAAAGGACUGAGAGGCAGAGAGAGCUCGAGGUGAGUCGACAAAACAUCCAGCAGAGAAUCCAGGACAGAGAGAAAGAUGUGAAGCUGCUUCAGCAGGAGGUGGAGGCCGUCAGUCGCUCUGCUGAUAAGGCAGUGGAGGAUAGUGAGAAGAUCUUCACUGAGCUGAUCCGUCUCCUCCAGAAAAGAAGCUCUGAUGUGAAGCAGCAGAUCAGAUCCCAGCAGGAAACUGAAGUGAGUCCAGUCAAAGAGCUUCAGGAGAAGCUGGAGCAGGAGAUCACUGAGCUGAAGAGGAAAGAUGCUGAACUGAAGAAGCUCUCACACACAGAGGAUCACAACCAGUUUCUACACAACUACCCCUCACUGUCACAACUCAGUGCAUCUACAGACUCAUCCAGCAUCAAUAUCCGUCCUCUGAGAUACUUUGAGGAUGUGACAGCAGCUGUGUCACAGCUCAGAGAUCAACUACAGGACAUCCUGACGGAGAAAUGGACAAACAUCUCACCAACAGGGACUGAAGUGGAGGUUUUACUGCCACAACCAGAACCCAAGACCAGAGCUGGAUUCUUAAAAUAUUCACGUGAAAUCACUCUGGAUCCAAACACAGCAGACACACAGCUGUUAUUAUCUGAUGGAAACAGAAAAGCAGAACGAAUGAAACAACACCAGCUUUAUUUUAGUCACCCAGACAGAUUCACUGAAAGUUGUCAGGUCCUGAGUAGCGAGAGUCUGACUGGACGUUGUUACUGGGAGGUGGAGUGGAGCGGGGGAAGUGUUGAUGUAGCAGUCGCAUACAAGAAUAUCAGCAGAGAAGGAUAUGAAUCUGCGUUUGGACGUAAUAACCAAUCUUGGUCUUUAGAUUGUAAAACUAACAGUUAUACAUUUUGGUUCAAUGAUAUCUCAACUCGCGUCUUCGGUCCUGGUUCCUCCAGAGUAGGAGUGUACCUGGAUCACACAGCAGGUAUUCUGUCCUUCUACAGCGUCUCUAAAACCAUGACUCUCCUCUACAGAGUCCAGACCACAUUCACUCAGCCUCUGCAUGCUGGACUUUAUCUUUGUUAUGAAGGAGACACAGCUGAGUUGUGUAAACUGAAAUAGACAGAAGUCAUUUCAGACUUCAUGUGUCAGAUUCUGUUGUAAUUCUUCAUGUUUUUGUCUCCAUUGUUUCUGAGAGCUCAUAGACAUUCUGGAUUAAACUAACAGAUUGUGUGGAUGAAAUGAAUCUGAACAUGAAAUCAUUGAACAAGAGUCAUUUAACAGACUUUACUGAUUGGA